GGACGAGGAGAAGGGGUGGGAGGAGGAGGUACCAAGGUGAAGGAGGACGAGGACGAGGACGAGGACGGUGACCGUGAGUGUGUUGUGGUUCAAACUCGUUCAAACUCGCGCCACAGGAGGAUGUCUGUGAAUGCUCGGGUUAGCAGUAUUGGGAUUAGUCCUUUGGCUAUUGUUGCUGCUGUGGAGGUCUAACAACAAGCUGGCUGCGAUGCCUGAGAAAGGAGAGGAAUCUCCAUUUGGCUGUGGCUCCUCAGCAGCUGAGGACGACACACCGGCUUCACACAGUCCUCGUCCAGGCCAACAUUCCCGGUCCCCGGUGCCCCCUACCUCAACACAUCAGGAGAGUCACAGUUCCAUGGCCGACAGCGCCUCUGCAGGUCCUGUCACCAGAGCUAUGGACUCUGAGCCUCCACAGUUCUCCUCUGAGGGAACAGCAACUCAGAAACCCAGCAAAACCAAAGCGCCGAUGUUCAGCUCAGGACCUGAGGUGAGGCCACGCCUCAAAUUCGUCCUUGGAGCAUCAGAGGAUUAUUCCUCUGAUGACGAGGCUUUGGCCACCAAACCUCCAAGUGGUGCGUCCCAGCCUUCGGUUUCCACCCGGAAAUCUACUCCUCCGACGUCCACUGCAGCCACGUCGUCCAGCCUCACGGUCAUCAAGCCUAGCAUGUCUGGUCUUCAUUUAGUGAGAAAAGGACGUGAACACAGAAAGAUGGAUCUGCACAGGGACUUCACUGUGGCCUCACCUGCUGAGUUUGUCACUCGAUUCGGUGGCAAUCGUGUCAUCGAAAAAGUGCUGAUAGCAAACAAUGGUAUCGCUGCAGUCAAAUGUAUGCGUUCUAUCCGACGCUGGUCCUAUGAAAUGUUCCGCAAUGAGAGGACUAUUCGUUUCGUGGUCAUGGUAACCCCUGAAGACUUGAAAGCUAAUGCAGAAUACAUUAAAAUGGCAGACCAUUAUGUGCCUGUACCUGGUGGGCCAAACAAUAACAACUAUGCCAACGUAGAGCUUAUUGUGGACAUCGCAAAAAGAAUUCCAGUGCAGGCUGUGUGGGCUGGUUGGGGCCAUGCGUCCGAAAAUCCCAAACUGCCUGAGCUCCUGAACAAAGCAGGGAUAUCAUUCUUAGGGCCGUCCAGUAAGGCCAUGUGGGCUCUUGGGGAUAAGGUGGCUUCAUCUGUUGUGGCCCAGAGUGCUGACAUUCCCACAUUACCCUGGAGUGGAUCAGGUCUGAGAGUGGACUGGACAGAGGAGGACCAAGGACGAGGCAAUGUGAUCAGUGUUCCUCCUGAGGUCUACAAUAAGGGCUGUGUUCUUGACGUGGAUGAUGGCCUGGCUGGAGCUGAGAGAAUUGGUUAUCCAGUUGUAAUCAAGGCCUCUGCGGGCGGUGGUGGAAAGGGUAUCCGUAAAGUGGAAAGUUCUGAGGAUUUUCCCAGUUUAUUUAGACAGGUUCAGACAGAAGUACCAGGCUCCCCCAUCUUCAUCAUGAAGCUGGCUCAGCAUGCAAGACACCUCGAGGUUCAGAUACUGGCCGAUGAAUAUGGAAAUGCUAUUUCGCUGUUCGGACGGGACUGCUCCAUCCAGAGAAGGCACCAGAAGAUCAUAGAGGAGGCUCCUGCCACCAUAGCUUCUCCCUCAACGUUUGAGCAAAUGGAAUGGUGUGCUGUGCGACUUGCCAAGAUGGUGGGUUAUGUGAGUGCAGGCACUGUGGAGUAUCUCUUCUCCGAAGAUGGAAGUUUCCAUUUCCUGGAGCUGAAUCCUCGGCUGCAGGUUGAACAUCCGUGCACAGAGAUGAUCGGCGACGUAAACCUGCCUGCUGCCCAGCUUCAGAUUGCAAUGGGAAUCCCGCUUCAUAGAAUUAAAGACAUCCGCUUGCUUUAUGGUGAAAGUCCAUGGGGCGACACCAUCAUUAACUUUGAGACUCCAGACUGCAUGCCAAAUCCAAGAGGGCAUGUCAUUGCUGUCCGCAUCACCAGCGAGAACCCCGAUGAGGGUUUCAAACCAAGUUCUGGCACCGUGCAGGAGCUGAACUUCCGCAGCAGUAAAAACGUGUGGGGUUAUUUCAGCGUGGGUGCGACUGGUGGCCUGCAUGAAUUUGCAGACUCUCAGUUUGGACACUGUUUCUCCUGGGGCGAGAACCGCGAAGAGGCCAUUUCGAACAUGGUGGUGGCUAUGAAGGAACUGUCCAUCAGAGGUGACUUUAGGACAACGGUUGAAUACCUCAUCAAGCUACUGGAGACAGAGAGCUUCAGAAACAAUGACAUUCACACGGGCUGGUUGGAUCAUCUCAUCGCAGAGAAAGUGCAGGCGGAGAGACCAGACACCAUGCUGGGCAUUGUUUGUGGGGCGUUACAUGUCGCCGAUGCUGCUUUCAGAAAGAGCAUGUCUGACUUCCUCCAUUCCCUGGAGAGAGGUCAAGUACUGCCUGCAGCCAGUCUCCUCAACUCUGUCAGUGUGGAUCUAAUAUAUGAAGGAGUCAAGUACUGCCUCAAGGUGGCUCGCCAGUCCCCAACAACUUACGUCAUCAUGAUGAACGGGUCAAACAUUGAAAUAGAUGUCCACAGGCUGAGCGAUGGGGGCCUCCUGCUGUCCUACGACGGCAGCAGCCACACAACCUACAUGAAAGAGGAAGUUGACAGAUUCCGCAUCACUGUGGGCAACAAGACGUGCGUAUUUGAGAAGGAGAGAGAUCCCACUGUGCUGAGAUCGCCCUCUGCUGGCAAGCUGCUGCAGUACAUUGUUGAGGAUGGAGGUCAUAUUGAUGCGGGAGAGAUAUAUGCUGAGAUUGAGGUGAUGAAGAUGGUGAUGACUCUGACUGUACAGCAGUCUGGUUGUAUCCACUUCAUCAAGAGACCUGGAGCAGUACUGGAGACUGGCUGUGUGGUGGCACAUAUGGACCUGGAUGACCCCAGCAGUAUACACCGGGUGGAACUCAACACGGCCACGCUGCCACCUCAGCAGCCGCUGCCCAUGGUUGGAGAAAGGCUUCACCAGGUGUUUCACAGUGUGCUUGAAAAUCUGAUUAAAGUCAUGGAUGGCUACUGUCUAGAAGAGCCCUUCUUCAGCGUCAAGCUGAAACAGUGGGUGGCUACUCUGAUGAAGACUCUAAGAGACCCCUCCCUGCCUCUGUUGGAACUUCAGGAGAUCAUGACUAGUGUGGCGGGUCGUAUUCCACGUAGUGUUGAGAAAGACAUCCGUAAAGUCAUCGCUCAGUAUGCGAGCAACAUCACUUCUGUCCUCUGCCAGUUCCCCAGUCAAAGGAUUGCAAAUAUUCUAGACUGCCAUGCAGCAACUCUGCAAAGGAAGGCUGACCGUGAGGUUUUCUUCAUUAACACUCAGAGUGUUGUACAGCUGGUGCAAAGGUACCGCAGUGGAAUCCGUGGUUAUAUGAAGUCUGUGGUUCUUGAUCUGCUCAAGCGCUAUCUACAAGUAGAGAUGCAGUUUCAGCAAGCUCACUAUGACAAGUGCGUCGUUAAGUUGAGAGAGCAGCACAAACUCGACAUGAGUCCCGUGCUGGAGUUCAUCUUCUCUCAUGCCCAGGUGUCUAAGAAGAACGUGCUGGUCACAAUGCUCAUAGACCAACUGUGCGGAAGGGAUCCCACUCUGGCAGAUGAGCUGAUGGCCAUCCUUAAUGAACUCACACAACUCAGCAAGAUGGAAAACUCAAAGGUGGCUUUGAGAGCCAGACAGGUCUUGAUCGCCUCCCAUUUGCCAUCAUACGAACUGAGACACAACCAGGUGGAGUCGAUCUUCCUGUCAGCCAUCGACAUGUACGGCCACCAGUUCUGUCCAGAGAACUUGAAGAAACUGAUUCUCUCUGAAACGUCCAUUUUUGACGUUUUGCCCAAUUUCUUCUAUCACGCCAAUCAAGUUGUUUGCAUGGCUGCUUUGGAGGUGUAUGUGCGCAGAGCAUAUAUCGCCUAUGAGCUAAAUAGCAUCCAGCAUCACCAGCUGCGGGAUGGAUCAUGUGCUGUAGACUUCCAGUUCAUGUUGCCAUCGUCGCAUCCAAACAGAGGGAGCAGCCCCACUCUGAACAGACUUCCUUUGCCAACACAUGGAUCGGGGCAGUUUAACACAAGGCAACAGGGAAGUGAGCUUUUCCUGGAUGGAGCCUUACCCUGCCAGCGUAUGGGUGCCAUGGUGGCGUUCCAGUGUUUUGAUGACUUCAGAAGGAAUUUUGAUGAAGUUCUUUCUAGCUUUGCAGAACCACUCAUGGAGAGUUCUCCAUUAGAGUCCUGCUCUAGUCUCUAUGAGGAGACGAAUUGCAAGUAUUCAAAAGACAACCCGAUCCACAUCAUCAACGUGUCCAUAAAAUCUGCAGACACGGAGGACGACAAUGCUUUAGUCACAGCUCUUACUGCCUUCACUCAGUCAAAGAGAGCUAUCCUCUUCGAGUACGGAAUCAGGAGAAUCACAUUUUUGAUCGCACAGAAGAGAGAAUUUCCCAAAUUCUUCACUUUCAGAGCAAGAGAUGAGUUUCAGGAGGAUCGUAUUUACCGCAAUCUGGAGCCAGCGUUAGCAUUUCAGCUGGAGCUCAACCGUAUGAGGAACUUUGACCUGAGAGCCGUUCCCUGCGCCAACCACAAGAUGCAGCUCUACCUCGGUGCCGCUCGUGUCCAGGAGGGAGCUGAAGUCACAGACUAUCGCUUUUUCAUCCGAGCCAUCAUCCGCCACUCAGAUCUCAUUACAAAGGAAGCCUCUUUUGAGUACCUUAAAAAUGAGGGAGAACGUCUCCUCUUGGAGGCCAUGGAUGAGCUGGAGGUGGCCUUCAGUAACACCUGCGUCCGCACUGACUGCAACCACAUCUUCCUCAACUUUGUCCCAACUGUCAUCAUGGACCCGUCCAAAAUCGAGGAGUCCGUCCGCUCCAUGGUGAUGCGCUAUGGCAGCCGUCUUUGGAAGCUGCGGGUCCUGCAGGCAGAACUGAAGAUCAACAUUCGCCUGACAACAACAGGAAAUGCCAUUCCUAUCCGUCUGUUUCUCACCAACGAAUCUGGCUAUUACCUGGACAUCAGCCUGUACAAGCAAGUCACUGACAAGAGUUCUGGACAGAUCAUGUUCCACUCGUAUGGAGACAAGCAGGGUCCUCUGCAUGGUAUGCUGAUUAACACUCCUUAUGUGACCAAAGACCUGCUGCAAGCCAAACGCUUCCAGGCUCAGACUUUGGGCACAACAUACGUCUACGACUUCCCUGAGAUGUUUAGACAGGCACUUUUUAAGAUGUGGGGUUCUGGGGAUAAAUACCCUGAAGACGUGCUGAUUUGUACUGAGCUGGUUCUGGACCCGCAAGGUCGGCUGGUGCAGAUGAACCGCCUGCCGGGAGACAAUGACGUGGGAAUGGUUGCCUUUAGGAUGAAGAUGAAGACUCCGGAGUACCCAGAGGGGAGAGACAUCAUCGUCAUCUGUAAUGACAUCACUCACAUGAUUGGCUCGUUCGGUCCUCAGGAGGACGAGCUGUUCCUCAGAGCCUCUGAGCUGGCUCGGGCCGAGGGCAUCCCACGCAUUUACGUCGCAGCCAACAGUGGAGCUCGCAUUGGCCUCGCGGAAGAACUCAAACACAUGUUCCAGGUGGCAUGGAUUGACCCCAAUGACCUGUACAAGGGUUUCAAGUAUCUUUACCUGACACCUCAGGAUUACACACGCAUCAGCUCAACCAACGCUGUUCACUGUCACCAUGUAGAGGAAGGUGGAGAGUCAAGAUACAUCAUCACCGACAUCAUCGGCCAGGAUGAUGGUCUUGGUGUUGAGAACCUGCGAGGUUCUGGCACCAUUGCUGGAGAAUCUUCUCAGGCCUAUCAGGAGGUUAUCACCAUCAGUAUGGUUACGUGUCGUGCUAUUGGUAUCGGAGCCUAUCUGGUGCGUUUGGGACAGCGAGUCAUCCAGGUGGAGAACUCUCACAUUAUCCUGACUGGAGCAGGUGCUCUGAACAAGGUCCUGGGCAGAGAGGUCUACACGUCCAACAAUCAGCUGGGUGGUGUCCAGAUCAUGCACAAUAAUGGAGUCACUCACACCACCGUGCCAGAUGACUUUGAGGGCGUCUUCACCAUCCUCCAGUGGCUCUCCUACAUGCCAAAGAACAAACACUCUUCUGUGCCUAUUAUCGCAGUGACAGAUCCAGUUGACAGAGAGAUAGAGUUCACUCCCACCAAAGCCCCGUAUGACCCUCGCUGGAUGCUGACUGGUAGACCUCACCCCACAGUGAGAGGCGCUUGGCAGAGUGGAUUCUUUGACCACGGCUCUUUCAUGGAGAUCAUGGGGUCUUGGGCUCAGACGGUGGUUGUGGGAAGAGCAAGGUUAGGAGGAAUUCCCCUUGGUGUCAUUGCCGUUGAAACUCGCACAGUUGAGUUCACUGUCCCAGCCGAUCCAGCCAACCUGGACUCCGAAUCUAAAGUUCUACAGCAGGCCGGCCAGGUGUGGUUUCCAGACUCCGCCUUUAAAACAGCGCAGGCCAUCUGUGACUUCAACCGCGAACGUCUGCCUCUCAUGGUGUUUGCCAACUGGAGGGGCUUCUCUGGAGGAAUGAAGGAUAUGUAUGACCAGAUAUUAAAGUUUGGAGCCUAUAUUGUGGAUGCUUUGCGUGGUUUCCAUCAGCCGGUGCUGGUGUACAUCCCACCACAUGCUGAGCUGAGGGGAGGGUCUUGGGUGGUGAUUGACCCCACCAUCAACCCACUGUGUAUGGAGCUCUAUGCUGACAGGGAGAGCAGAGGGGGAGUGCUCGAGGCCGAGGGUACAGUGGAGAUCAAAUUCAGGAGGAAAGAUCUGCUGAAGACCAUGAGAAGACUAGAUUCAGUCUACGCUAGUCUGGUUGAGCAACUCGCUUCUCCAGAGCUUUCUGAAAAACAGAUCAAAGAGCUGGAGUCAAAGCUCAAAGCGAGGGAAGAAUACCUGUUGCCCAUCUACCACCAGGUGGCAGUGCAGUUUGUGGACCUCCAUGACACCCCAGGGAGGAUGCAGGAGAAAGGUGUCAUCACUGAUAUUUUGGAUUGGAAGAAUGUGCGGACCUUCUUUUACUGGCGUCUGCGUCGCCUCCUGCUGGAGCAGGUCGUGAAAUGUGAGAUUCUGCAGGCCAACAAGGACCUCAGUGACGGACACAUGCAGUCCAUGCUGCGGCGCUGGUUUGUUGAAACGGAGGGAACAGUCAAGGCUUACCUUUGGGAUAACAAUAAAACCGUGGUCGAGUGGCUCGAGAAGCAUUUGUCCAAGGAGGACGGCACUCAGUCGGCAAUCCGAGAGAACAUCAAGUACUUGAAAAGAGAAAACACUUUGAAACACAUCCGCAGUCUGGUGCAGGCAAACCCUGAAGUAGCCAUGGACUGCAUCAUCCACAUGAGCCAGAACAUCACUCCGUCCCAGAGGGCCAAGCUCUCGCAUCUCUUCACAACUAUGGACAGCACCAGCACCAGUUAAGCUCAGGGGCUCACCAGAGUAUUCUAUUAAAAUAGAUUUUACACAGGGGUUUGUUUGUUAAAUAAUUAUAAUUUCGCAGGAUUUUGGUAGGGACGAUUCUUUGCGAGGCACACUUUUCACAAAGUGACUUAUUCUUUUUAUUUUUUACUUGUCACAAAACCACUACACUGUUCUGUCUGUCUGUUUGUCUUUUACUUUGGUGAAAGUGUUUGUACAUAAUUGAGUGUUUAUUUAAAAGUAUUCAUUGAAAUCCUAAAGCAGUUUUCAAGUCAAAGAAAGUGAAAGUUUGUAGUUUUCUGCAUGGACUGAAAAAAUAUAGGAAUUUUACCAGGAUUAUGGAGCAAAAACAGAACUUUAAAGGGCAGGUUAAUUUUGUUCUAACGCAGCAGUAGUUAGUCAUUUCACUGAUGCUGGACUCAGGGGUCGCUCUUUUUCAUUGUCACUUUCAGUUUGUUUGUUUAUCUUUUUUUUUUUUUUCAUAUGUGCUAAAGACAAUGAUAGGAAUGACGGGUCCUUUUGAGAUUUGUUGGUGCAUUUGAAGCAAUUCUUAAGACUCGAGGUUUUCGCCAAGGAGGAAUACUAUUUGGCCGAGUGUUGAUGUUGUCAUUUUUCUUACCUCUGAUCAGAACACCACAAAUAUCAACCAUGACAUUUCAUUUCAUUGAAUGUAUUUAAAAAAUCCUUUUUGGUAUCUUGUAUUCCACACAAGGGCUGUUGUUAAUAAAUAUCACGGAUAAAUUAUUU
Messenger RNA from Solea senegalensis (Senegalese sole), 8143 nucleotides. RefSeq names its product acetyl-CoA carboxylase beta (gene acacb). Gene Ontology annotation, biological process: fatty acid biosynthetic process. Gene Ontology annotation, molecular function: acetyl-CoA carboxylase activity; ATP binding; metal ion binding. The coding region runs from base 131 to 7399 and encodes 2422 amino acids. The record is from RefSeq and is a predicted model, not a curated record. The transcript is spliced from 54 exons. NCBI's taxonomy places the organism in Eukaryota, Metazoa, Chordata, Actinopteri, Pleuronectiformes, Soleidae.